Messenger RNA from Echinops telfairi (small Madagascar hedgehog), 3444 nucleotides. RefSeq names its product GRAM domain containing 4 (gene GRAMD4). NCBI's taxonomy places the organism in Eukaryota, Metazoa, Chordata, Mammalia, Afrosoricida, Tenrecidae. The record is from RefSeq and is a predicted model, not a curated record. The transcript has 19 exons. Bases 121 to 1881 code for a protein of 586 amino acids. Gene Ontology annotation, biological process: negative regulation of toll-like receptor 9 signaling pathway; apoptotic process.
CAGCAGCCCCUACUGCCGUCUCUGCUUCUGGAAGGGGGACCCUGCCCCAGGGCGACCACUUCCACAUGGAGGGAGCCCUGCCGUCAUGUUAAGGUGAAGCAGAGAGGCCCGGUGCUGAACAUGCUAAGGAGGCUGGACCGCAUCCGGUUCAGAGGUCACAAGCGCGAGGACUUCCCCGACCUGGUGGAGUCGCCCACCGCCUCGGACACCGAGUGUGGAGACGAGCCGCCCCUGAAGGCCCCUCGGAGCGUGGCGGCCCGAGACAGCGAGGAGCUGAGGGACCCCGCUGGCCCGGGGACCCUCAUCAUGGCUGCCGGAGUCCAGGACUUCAACAGGACAGAGUCGGACCGGCUGAAUGAGAUCAAAGGGCACCUGGAAAUCGCCCUGCUGGAAAAGCACUUUCUCCAGGAGGAGCUGCGGAAGCUGCGGGAAGAGACCAACGCCGAGACGCUGCGUCAGGAGCUGGAACGGGAGCGGCAGAGACGGCUGGAGCUGGAGCAGAGGGUCCAGGAGGCGCUGAAGGCCCGGUCCGAAGAGCAGCCGGCUCAGCAGCCUCCCAAAGGGCAGGCCCAGGCUAACAAUGGAGCAGAGCACCGCCGGGGCCAGGGGCUGAGCGCCCGCCUGCAAAAGUGGUUCUUGGACCGGUUCGGGGAGUAUGUGGAGGAUUUCCGCUUCCAGCCGGAGGAGAGCACCGUGGAGGCUGAGGAGCCCCUCAGUGCCCGGAGGUUAACGGAGAACAUGAGGCGACUGAAGCGCGGGGCCAAGCCAGUGACCGGCUUCCUGAAGAACCUCUCUGCCUUAUCCGACUGGUACUCCGUCUACACAUCUGCCAUUGCCUUCGUCGUGUACAUGAACGCCGUGUGGCACGGCUGGGCCAUCCCCGUGUUCCUGUUUCUGGCGAUCCUGCGCUUGUCCCUGAAUUUCCUCAUCGCCAGGGGCUGGAGGAUCCAGUGGAGCAUUGUCCCCGAGGUGUCUGAAGCUGUGGAGCCUCCCAAAGAGGACCUGACCGUGUCUGAGAAGUUCCAGCUGGUGCUGGACGUAGCCCAGAAGGCACAGAACCUCUUUGGCAAGAUGGCCGACAUCUUGGAGAAGAUCAAGAACCUGUUCAUGUGGGUGCAGCCCGAGAUCACACAGAAGCUCUACAUCGCCCUGUGGGCCGCCUUCCUUGCCUCCUGCUUCCUCCCCUACCGCCUCGUGGGGCUCGCUGCGGGCCUCUACGCCGGCAUCAAGUUCUUCCUCAUCGAUUUCAUCUUCAAACGCUGCCCGCGCCUGCGAGCCAAGUAUGACACCCCCUACAUCAUCUGGAAGAAUCUCCCCACUGACCCCCAGCUCAAGGAGCGAGCCAGCGCCACCGUGUCACGCCGGAUCCAGACCGCCUCCUCCCGGAGCUGCGUGGCCAGCGCCCCAGCCGGCCUGAGCAGAGACGAGGACUCCAGCCGCUUCCACGGCACCAAGAAGGGGAACUUCCACGAAAUCUUCAACCUGACGGAGAAUGAGCGGCCGCUGGCAGUGUGUGAGAGCGGGUGGCGCUGCUGCCUCAUCAACAGGGAUCGCAAGAUGCCCACGGACUACAUCCGCAAUGGCGUGCUGUACGUGACUGAGAACUACUUGUGCUUCGAGAGCUCCAAGUCCGGGUCUUCCAAGCGAAACAAGGUCAUCAAGCUGGUGGACAUCACGGACAUCCAGAAGUACAAGGUUCUCUCUGUCCUCCCGGGGUCAGGCAUGGGGAUAGCAGUGUCUACACCUUCCACCCAAAAAGUCCUUCCGCCCUCCCCUCAUCCGGUGUUUGGGGCCAUGGUGCACCGUGAUGAAGCAUUCGAGGCCAUCUCCACCCAGUACUCCAAGAUUGUGGCCGCGGCGGCCGUGGGCGUGGACAGCUAGGGGUGGCCGUGGGCUCUGCGGGGCCCUCCCUACCUGUUGGUGAGGAUGAGCCGGGUGCCCACGUCUGCCGCAGCCACCCUGGCACCGUGCUCGCCUCCUGCUGACCGUAGUGGCAGCCACGCACAUUUGGGGCACAGAGGCCGAGGGACCCUCGGAGGCCCUUGUGCAGGACAGCAGGACGCCCAUCCGCGCUGUGUGAAUUCAGCCCCUGGCCCAAAGCCAUAGCAAGGGGACCCCCCGCCUCAGAGGCGCUAUUGGGGCCACCAGGAAACAUCAGGGGGUGGGGCUUGGGGCUGGACAGGCUCAAUGCUGACCAGGCCUCACCUGGGCCUGGCCCUCUGGGAUGGGCCUCCGUGGCAGGGUGGCAGGGUAGGGGUCCUGGGCCUGCGGUGGCGCAGACCAGCGUGCAGCAAAAGCACAUCCUGGGUGUGGCACUCGGGCUGAUGGGGCUGAGCCAGCCUCAGGACACUCUCAGGCGUGUGGCCCCAGCAGACCACGGCUUUGGGUGGGCUCCGGUCGGUGUAUGAGGGGGUGGGCUGAGCUGAGAGGGGACAAGGGGGCACCAGUGCCCCUAGUGCUGGGUAUCUCUGGAGGUCACUGCUGGAGGGGGGUUGGCGACAAGGCAGCCACACCCCCUGGUCCCCUAGGGUUCCCAGCUGGCCAGUGUGCGCCUGUGCCCAACCCUGCCCAUGCAGCAGGGGCCCCCGUGGCCUUCCUCGGAGACCCCCCACCCCGAGUUGGGCUGAGGGUGAGGAGAGGGUUUGCAGGGCUUGCCCCCUGGAGAAGGUGGGGGUCUGUGGCCCCUGCCCCGAGCCCCUGCCUUCACCCAGCGUGGUUUUCUGAAGAAACAGAUUAUAUAUUUAUAUUUCUUAUUUUUGUAUCAUUUUUCAGGUGUCAUUUUUACCUUUGCUCUGACCCUCGCUGGCUGGCAGGGGGAGGGGGAGGAGGUGGCCUGACGGCCCCCCCAACACAGACCAUGCAGCUCUCACAGCUGGUUCUGGGAGGGGAGACCUGAUGGGGGUGGGAGGCAGGGCGGCCCACUCCCCAGAGGCCACAUCAGGGCCUCUCUCCUGAGCGCGUGUCAGCUGCAGGCCUCUGUAUACAGCAGUUCUGUCCCCGGGGCGCAGAGCAGGAGUGGAGGUGUCCAUGUGGCGGGCCUUGGCAUCUCCUACAGAAAUGGGAGGUUUAGUCGGAGCCCCUUCUCAGCAGAAAGGGCAAUGAACGCUGACCAGGCCCUGGAGGCUGUGGCCAGGGGUGGGCGAGGGGCAGGCAGUGCUGCAGAGACUAUGCACAUCUGGGCAGAUGUUCCAGCCCCCACCCCCCCCACGUCCCAUGGGCCUGGGAUGAGGGUCAACCUCCUCCGUCCGGAGCCUAAGCCUGCUCCGUGUGUAAAUAGUGGUGACCGCGUGGCUUGUGCCCUACAGGGAUUGUCAUGUCCGAGGAGCCGGUGAAAACUACUCCCUGUAGCAUUUUUUAAAGAAAAACCUUGUUUGUUUAAAGAGAAAAGAAGUCUUGUAUAAAUUAUAAUUUUUAUUUAAAUAAACCUGAAUUGCUUUGUGCUAA